UCCAUAAUAAAUCUGUUGGGAAAACCCACAUCCAGCCCAAUCCAAGCCUUAUAAAUAUCUCUGCCUGGAUGAACACAUGAACUGAGCGAAUCCUGAGUGUUCUAAAAUCAUGAAGCUUCUUCUUGCUGUGCUGGUGAUUUUUAUGGUGGUGGAAGCCCAGGCGCAGUGGUAUCGCUUCCCGGGAGAAGCCGCUGGAGGUGCAAAGGACAUGUGGCGUGCCUACCAGGAUAUGAAAGAGGCCAAUUGGAAGAACUCAGACAAGUAUUUCCAUGCACGCGGGAACUUUGAAGCUGCACAGCGGGGUCCUGGGGGACUAUGGGCAGCCAAAGUUAUCAGUGAUGGACGGGAGGCUCUGCAGGGUCUCACUCGCCGAGGCAAUUCAGAUACUGCAGCCGAUCAGGAGGCCAAUCUCCAUGGCCGAAACGGCGGAGACCCCAACCACUACAGACCCAAAGGCCUGCCCACAAAGUACUGAAAAGAUGACCAUCAGAUGACUUAAAUCAUUAACACAAGUGUUACAUUUUGCAUGACAAAUAUUAAACCAUUUCACUCACUUUAUAUCUUUGGCAUAUUUGUUUUCAAUUUGAAUAUGUUAUAUUGAAGUUGAAGUGGUGUUAUUUGAUCCAUAUAAUGCCUUUUAAAAGUCUUAUUAAAGAAUACAACGUAA
Messenger RNA from Danio aesculapii, 667 nucleotides. RefSeq names its product serum amyloid A (gene saa). Gene Ontology annotation, cellular component: extracellular region. The transcript is spliced from 4 exons. NCBI's taxonomy places the organism in Eukaryota, Metazoa, Chordata, Actinopteri, Cypriniformes, Danionidae. The record is from RefSeq and is a predicted model, not a curated record. The coding region runs from base 110 to 475 and encodes 121 amino acids.